AUGUUCCGCUCGAUACGGCGUUUGCCUCGACGCGUCCCCGUUGUGUCUACUGUUUCUUCACGUUCAUUGCGGCCUUUCGCAAGCGGUUAUACUCGGAUGACGCCUGUGCAACCUCCCAUAUCCACCACCCUCCCCUCAGACGCAUACCAGCUCCUGUCCACACAAGAGAAAGCUGGUGCAGCUGAAGAUGCGCUUUACGACCAGCAGAUUCGUGAUGUGGAAUCAUGGUGGAAUUCGCCUCGCUACGAAGGGAUCAAGCGCCCUUAUACGGCGGCAGACGUUGUGAGCAAGCGCGGAUCCUUGCAACAAACAUAUCCCAGUUCUUUGAUGGCGCGGAAGCUUUUUAAUCUCCUUAAUGAGCGAGCAGCUGCUGGUCAGCCCGUUCAUACCAUGGGGGCUAUCGACCCCGUCCAAAUGACGCAGCAAGCCCAUAACCAGGAGGUUCUGUAUAUCUCGGGCUGGGCCUGCUCUUCACUUUUGACAAGUACCAAUGAAGUAUCCCCCGAUUUCGGCGAUUAUCCCUACAAUACCGUCCCGAACCAGGUCCAGCGUCUGUUCAAGGCCCAGUCCAUGCACGAUCGGAAACAGUGGGACACCAGGCGAAAGAUGACCCCGGAUGAGCGAAAGGCUACACCUUACACUGAUUAUAUGCGACCGAUCGUUGCGGAUGGUGAUACCGGCCAUGGCGGUUUAUCGGCUGUUCUCAAACUCGCCAAGCUAUUUGCAGAGAAUGGUGCGGCGGCCGUUCACUUCGAGGACCAAUUGCACGGCGGAAAGAAGUGCGGCCAUCUUGCAGGCAAAGUCCUCGUCCCAAUGGGUGAACACAUCAACCGACUGGUCGCAGCUCGAUUCCAGUGGGACAUGAUGGGAUGUGAGAACCUGGUCAUUGCCCGAACAGAUUCUGAGAGCGGCCGACUCAUCAGCAGCGCAAUCGAUGUGCGCGAUCACGAAUUCAUCCUUGGUAUCACGGAAGAUGUGGAACCUCUGGCCGAGACCCUCCAAGCUAUGGAACGAGAGGGCGCCUCACCCGAAGAAAUCGACACGUUCGAGCUCGACUGGGUUAAGAGGCACAAGCUUGUUACAUUCGACGAAGCCGUCGAUGCUCAUCUUCAGUCGGAGGGUGCUUCCCAGUCUUCUAGGGAAGCGUACAAAUCUUUUGUUAAGAAGAACCCUGAUCUUUCCUUCUCUCGUCGCCGUGCGCUGGCGAACGAUUACACCAAAACACCUGUUGUCUGGUCAUGUGAUAGCCCGCGCACUCGCGAGGGAUUCUACCACUACUCUGCAGGGUUCCCUGCUGCGACCAAGCGCGCGAAGGAGUUUGCUCCUUACGCAGACCUUCUCUGGGUCGAAACUGGUGACCCAGAUGUCGAGAAGGCCGGAACGCUAGCGGGCGAAGUGCGGGCGGCGUACCCAGGCAAGAAGCUUGUUUACAACCUCAGCCCUUCGUUCAACUGGAUGGGGCAAGGAUUUGACGAGGCUUCCCUCAAGUCCUUUAUCUGGGAUAUUGCCAAGCAAGGAUUUGUCCUGCAGCUCAUUUCACUGGCUGGGCUGCACACUAACGCCACCAUCACAACCGAACUUUCCCGUGCAUUCAAGGAUGAGGGUAUGUUGGCUUAUGUCCGUCUUGUCCAGUCCCGUGAAAAGGAGCUCGGUGUCGAUGUUCUCACCCAUCAGAAGUGGAGUGGCGCGCCUUACAUGGAUGGAAUCAUGGGCGCUAUCCAGAGUGGAAGUAGCAGUAGCAAGAGCAUGGGUGAGGGUAACACAGAAAAAGGUUUCUAA
Messenger RNA from Penicillium egyptiacum, 1779 nucleotides. NCBI's taxonomy places the organism in Eukaryota, Fungi, Ascomycota, Eurotiomycetes, Eurotiales, Aspergillaceae. The record is from the annotation of a GenBank genome assembly.